Molecule: messenger RNA, 3364 nt
Organism: Phlebotomus argentipes
Lineage: Eukaryota; Metazoa; Arthropoda; Insecta; Diptera; Psychodidae
Exons: 7
Coding region: 278-3049 (923 amino acids)
Source: RefSeq, a predicted model, not a curated record
CUUUGUUUCAUCGCGCAUAUCUUUAACUUAAAAUGGCGGCUGUUGUAUGCCACUAGUGAGUGCUUAAGUAGAACACAAAGGCGUACCUCAGUAACAACUUCUCUAACCUGUUUGUUCCACUAGUAGUUUGUGCAUCAAAGUAUACACGUAUUACGGCAUUUCUGAAUGCUUGCCAGCGUCCCUGCGACGCUUAUACGCCCGCGGGGGCGCUAACUCCGUGCCGCGCAGUGAUGUUUGAACGAAAGCGCCGUAAACGGUCCCAGUGACCCCCUUGGACAUGAUUGGGGUUCUGUGCGUGUUGUGGGCAAUUCAAGGCGCUUGUGGCGCUCUUGAUGCCACUGCCAUGCCGUCUAAUGAUGGCGCUAUACUGGGGCAGUUUGGAAACCUGGAGCAGAACAUUGCGGCCGUGUUCAGCAAAGUUGCUUAUGGUUCCACCACCACCAAACGCAGUAUUCCGGACUCAGUGGCCGUACUGAGCCUGACGACUGUUCCGAGUCCUCUUCUUACCACUUUCCGAUACCGUGAGCGUGAACGCGAGAGUCAUGAUAUUGACGAUCAGGUGAUAAAUCAUAGUGCUUAUGAUCUGGAAUUGGAGAAGGACCACGCACUGCCAACAUCUGCACCUAAUGCUGACAUACUUAAAAGCAACAAUAAUCCCACGUAUCCGAAUCCUAAUAGACAUCAUAAUCAGGAUCGGCAUCGACUGCAAUCUUUGCCAAAUUCAACGGAGAAUGCGAAAAAGGGACCAACCAUGCCCAUGUUUCCGGGAGAUAUGCCCUCGUAUGCACCACCAGCAAGGUCGUUUUUCACGCCACCUUUGCCUCCAGAAUACCAAAACCCCUUCGCUGACAAGCCCACACUGCGAGGCACCAACAGCGACUUAGGCGUUAUUCACACAAGUAAUGGCUUUCAUCGACGACCCAUUCCACCACCUAGUCUCGUGCCCGGUUAUGAGCGUAUCCCUUACAGACCUCCUGAUUUGGUGCCAGCACGUCCUGAAGAAGGUGAUAUUAGCUCAGCUAAGGAUGAAACACACAUCUACGAAAUUGUUAGGAAGAAGGCACUAAAUACACCUUCCAUAAAGACUCAGGAUGGCGCAUAUGCGAACGUAACAGAGACUGGCACUCCAGGAACCAGCGCACCGUCAGUGGCAGCUGGAGUGCUCCACUUCCCAAGCAUCUCGCGCAUUCUCUCGGGCUCCAAUGGUCGGAAGGAGGAUAUCCCGGACAUUCUACUACGAACUGUCACUGUACGUCCAUCUCCUAAAAGUCCAACUGUCACUGCAGUUACGCACUAUCAGGGAAUGAAUCUCAACAAAAACCGUGAUGAAGAAAUAUCUACGGAAGCUGACACUGUGUUACAGUCGAAGAUUACUGAGACCACGACUAUCUUUGAAACUGACGAUGACACCUUUUCAACGCAUCGCAUACAAAAGUUGGUGAAUAGUGAUAGUCCGAGCACAGUGGAACCCUCUCAGGCGCCCCCAGUUCUGAGUGCAGAUCGUCAGUCGGCUCUUGUGACGUGGACAAUCGCGUGGAAUAUUCACGUGUACAUGUCGGCGAUAUUGUACACUAUUUUAGCUGUGUACAGUAUUUUCAAGAUGAUUCUCUACGACAAGCUUACACAUCUGUUCUCACAGACCUACUUCAUAGCCAUCCACAUGGUACUCAUUGCCAUUUGCUUAGGACGCAUCUUCUACCUCUGCUAUGACGCUUAUAAUAUGCAUAGCAGCUUCACGGUAUUCGUUUCAGAAUUGCUUCUGAAUUUGCCUGCUCUCAUGUUGGCCAUCACAUUUGCCACUUUAAUACUCUUCCUCCUACUAAGGAGUCUAAAUCACAAGGCGAAUAGAUAUAGUGCACUUUUACGUCCACUCACCAUUGCAGUGGGUGGUGGUGUUCACAUUGGACUAUGUAUUACACUACAUUACGUCGAGAGCUAUGGUUUGCGCUCAACGAAGAUGGCAUACGACAGACCUCAGCCUCGCGUGUUAUCACUUAUAUGUCAAAUCAUCUACAUAUUCGUUUGUCUGAGCUUAGGCACAUUCUACCUCUACAUAUAUCGCGUUUUGAAGCGUGUAUUACACACAAAGAGUCAAAACUAUAUUCACGGCUACCAGAAUUUGAGCUAUGCCAUUCACAUCACCAUCGCUACUGCACUCCUCUUCGUUCUCAUGGCUGCACUUCAGGUAUAUGGAGCAGUGAGCAUAAGCAGCGCACAGGAUCUCGACUGGCUGCAGUGGGGCUAUCAAUUCUCGCUGCGACUCAUCGAGAUAGCCAUUGUGUCACUGAUUUCAUGGGUGGCAUGCCUGAAAACGGGAGCAGCAAAGGUGGCACGUGAAAAGGCAACUGAGCAACAUAUCUCGGGCUUCGCUCUUUUUCCGUGCACGUCGAGCUCGAGUCAGGAACACUUCGAAACAGACUAUCCAGCUGUGUGCAAUGCUAAUACAAAUCUGCACACAUACACACUUCGAACGGGAAAGGCAAUCUAUGAUGACAACUUCACUGUAAAUCCGGUGGAAGACAAGGUGGAAGACGCAUCACCACCAAAGACAGAAAGCUUGCACUCCAGUGACGUCGUGGAUCACUACGAGAAUCCCAAUUUUGAAUUGCAGUCACGCAAAGAGGAAAUGUUCGAUGUUUGUUACACUGAACCUAUGGCAUAUGACUUUCAAACACUUGAGCGACCUACAAUGGAAAGACCAACUUCACGGAAUGAGUUUCGAGCGUCAAAGAACCUAAAGGUGCUUAAGGGGGCACGGCAUUACAAUCCGUACAAUUCUUUCGAACGACGACCACCUGAUGAAGGCGGCGUACGUAAGAGUGGCACUCUGGGAAACAUUGGGCACUACCAUCGACGAGGCACAAUGCAACAGCAGCGCCCUCGAUAUCCGGGCAGAUUUUUAAGAACGGAUGGGGCGCCAGACAAGAGCACUAGCGCGAAUAGCAGCGAUGAUAGUGUCAACAGUGGUAGCAUGUUGGUGGCGGAACACGGUUUUGUUCGUUUCCGUGCGCUUGACGACAUGGACGUAAAGGAUAUACGUCAAUCAUAGUACACACAUCACCUCCUCCCGCCACCUUAUUUAUAGACAUUCAGAAUAGCAGUUAAGAUUGUAGGUGAGAUUCACAUUAAAAUACUUAUAGGAUUAUACUUAAAAUUAAUUAUUAAAUGAGUAAUUUUAAGAGAAACAUGAGUUUUACUGUCCGCGAUAGAGAAAUUUUGUAUCCAACCAUGGUUUUAUCCCCUUCACAUUCAGGUUAGUGAACGAAUUAAAUCUCGUCUCUAUUAAAUAUGUCAUAGUCUUGCAAUUAAACAAAUCUAAAUUCACAUUUAAAUGAUUCUAAAUCUGGGCACAUCGAUAACAAUU